ACUCAUCUAGCUUCGGAAUUGAAUUCGCAAGACACUUACACACACACACACACCCACACACACACCCAUACCCAAUCCUUCAGCUCACUCAACAUGUCCGUCUACGUUGUUACCGGCGUUUCCAGGGGAAUCGGCUUCGAGUUCUUGAAGCAGCUCUCGGAGAACCCCAACAACCUGUUUGUCGGUCUGGUCCGCGACAAGGCUGCCACCGAGGAGAAGGUGGCGGCGGAGCUGGGCGACCGGCCCAACGUCCACAUCGUCCACGCAGACCUCACCAAGUACGAGACUCUCAAACAAGCGGCCGCCGAAACUGCCGAGAUAGUUGGUGACCGUGGCAUCGACUACCUCGUCGCCAACGGGGCUUUGGUCCCCCACUUCGAUGCCUAUGCCCCGAUCGGUGUACUGGGCGACAAGGUCGAGGAACUCGAGGCUUGUGCCUCGGACGUUUUCAAGACCAACGUCGUCGGCAAUAUCCAUUUUUUCAACCUCUUCGUCCCUCUCGUCAAGAAGGGCAAGGUCAAGAAGGUUAUUGCCAUCACCACCGGUGUUGCCGACCUCGACUUGACCAACGAAUGCGAGGUCGAUGUCGGCUCCUUGUAUGCUGCUUCCAAGGCAGCCCUGAACAUCAUUGUAGCCAAGUUCAGCGCGCAAUACAAGAAAGAGGGCUUGCUCUUUCUGGGCAUCAGCCCGGGCCUCGUGGAGGUCGGCCGCUAUGAUGACACCUCACCGGAGGAGAUGCAGGGCAUGAUGGGAUUCAUUGGCAAUCUUGCAAGGUAUGCGCCCCACUUCAAAGGCGCAAUCACUCCGGAAGAAUCUGUUCGCCACGUCAGGUCAACCUGGAAGAAGGCUAGCAUCGACAAUGGGUUUGCUGGUGCCUUCGUCUCGCAUCUUGGAAACAAGCAGUGGGUGUAGACCCCGGAGCUCAAUCCUCACUAGAGUAGAUAGAUAGACUUGUUGAUGUACAUGGUAGCUAUGUCACGCACAGAUGAGUGUGCAGUCACAUAUAAAGACAGAAGAAGCGGAUGAAGGACAAAAUCGAUUGCAAAUGUCCAUCAACGCAGUAGAUCUAGGUGCAAAACUUCAAUUUCGGUUUACCUUCCCUCCA
Messenger RNA from Colletotrichum destructivum, 1105 nucleotides. Its product is annotated as Putative short-chain dehydrogenase/reductase SDR, NAD(P)-binding domain superfamily. The record is from RefSeq and is a predicted model, not a curated record. Bases 94 to 912 code for a protein of 272 amino acids. NCBI's taxonomy places the organism in Eukaryota, Fungi, Ascomycota, Sordariomycetes, Glomerellales, Glomerellaceae. Gene Ontology annotation, molecular function: oxidoreductase activity, acting on the CH-OH group of donors, NAD or NADP as acceptor. The transcript is spliced from 4 exons.